Populus euphratica (Euphrates poplar) is the source of this 1360-nucleotide messenger RNA. Its product is annotated as probable protein phosphatase 2C 72. Bases 119 to 1147 code for a protein of 342 amino acids. NCBI's taxonomy places the organism in Eukaryota, Viridiplantae, Streptophyta, Magnoliopsida, Malpighiales, Salicaceae. The transcript has 5 exons. Gene Ontology annotation, molecular function: protein serine/threonine phosphatase activity. The record is from RefSeq and is a predicted model, not a curated record. Gene Ontology annotation, biological process: protein dephosphorylation.
CAUGCCUAUUCUUGGGGUCCUUAAUUUCAUGAUUAAGGAAACUAUUUCAUUAUAUUCAUAGGUCAUUGGACUUGCAAUAAGUUGGUAGAGAAAUUAGAAAAUCUGUACAAGUUGAAAAAUGGGAAUCUGCAUAUCCUCUGCAUCUUCAGAGAUACACCAGGUAGAUGAUGGCCUUGAAAAUGUCAUGCAUGUCCAAAUAAAUAUUGUUUCUCACGGAAUUGAGAAGCUUGGUUCUCUUUACUCUAAAGAAGGUAGUAAAGGAGUAAAUCAAGACGCUGCUAUUCUUCACCAGGGCUAUGGAAUGGAACAUGGAGCUUUCUGUGGAGUUUUUGAUGGGCAUGGAAAGAAUGGUCACAUAGUGAGCAAGAUCGUGAGAAAUACGUUGCCAUCGCUCUUGCUAAAUCAAAAGAAUGCUUCAGCAAAGAUGAAGACUGUUAGAGAUCACAACAAUGAGAAAGCAGAUGAUGGUUUAGCACCAUGUGAGGGUUUCCAUAAAUGGAAAGAGGCUUGUAUUAGUGCCUUCAAGGAGAUGGACAAGGAGAUCAAGCUUCAAAGAAGUCUAGACUGCUCUUGCAGUGGCUCCACUGGAGUGGUUGUUUUAAGGCAGGGUGAUGGUCUUAUUAUAGCAAAUCUUGGAGACUCAAGAGCAGUGUUGGGCAGAAUCAAUGAUCAGAAUGGAAUCAUGCCUGUUCAAUUAACUACAGAUUUGAAGCCUCGAGUGCCAAGCGAAGCAGAAAGAAUAAGGAAAUGUAAUGGCAGACUACUUGCACUAAAGGAAGAGCCACACAUCCAUCGAGUCUGGCUACCUCAUGAAGAUUCUCCAGGCUUAGCCAUGUCUCGAGCUUUUGGAGACUUUCUACUGAAAAAUCAUGGCAUAAUUUCAUUACCAGACAUCUCUUAUCACAGAGUAACUUCCAAGGACCAGUUCGUUGUCCUUGCAUCAGACGGGGUGUGGGAUGUGCUUAGCAACAAGGAAGUGGUAUCCAUAAUUUCGACAGCAGAUAGUGAACUGGUUGCAGCAAAGUCAGUGGUGGAGGCUGCUACAGCAGCAUGGAAAAGGAAGUUUACUUCUUCGAAAGUGGAUGACUGCACGGUGGUUUGCCUCUUCCUACGAAAGAGAAAACAGCACUCUGACUUCAUCUUUUAGCCAGUGUCUUGUAAUAGUUGAGCACUGCCCCCUUUCCUUUUUAGUGCAGCUUAUGUUCAUAAUGUUGUAAUACUGUCAGCUAUUUUCAGAUUUCUCAUUGAGAAACCUUGAGAACCGAGUAUAUGGUAUGUAGUGGGCACAGGAAUCGUUGAAAAUGCAGAGAGAUUUUACAAUAAUCAACAUGAUAACAGUGAACACUUUGAGAACCGAGUA